AUGAGCGGUGACAGAGAAAUGAUGAUUUUUGGACAGGCUGCACAGUUUCUGCGUAAGUCAGAGAAAGAGCGAAUUGAAGCUCAAAACCAGCAAUUUGAUGCCAAAACCUUCUGCUAUGUUGUGGAUAGCAAAGAAUUGUAUGUGAAAGGAAUUAUCCAGAGCAAAGAUGGGAAGAACGUCACUGUCAAAACAGGGGGAGGAAAUGUUGUUACUGUGAAGGAAGACGAUGUGUAUCCUAUGAAUCCUCCUAAAUUUGAUAAACUUGAAGACAUGGCAUUACUUACUCACCUUAAUGAGCCAUCUGUCUUGUAUAAUCUGAAGGAGCGGUAUGCAGCCUGGAUGAUCUAUACUUACUCGGGACUAUUUUGUGUUACUGUAAACCCCUACAAGUCGCUGCCAGUGUACAACCCUGAGGUGGUUAAUGCGUACAGAGGCAAGAAGCGCAUGGAGACUCCACCUCACAUCUUUUCCAUCUCUGACAACGCCUAUCAAUUCAUGUUGACUGAUCGUGAAAAUCAGUCUAUUCUUAUCACCGGAGAGUCUGGAGCGGGAAAAACUGUGAACACGAAACGGGUCAUCCAGUAUUUUGCAACAAUUGCUGCUGCUGGGGAUUCUGGGAAGAAGAAGGAAGCAUCUGGAAGCAAAAUGCAGGGUACUCUAGAGGAUCAGAUCAUCCAAGCUAAUCCUCUUCUGGAAGCUUUUGGAAAUGCCAAGACUGUGAGAAAUGAUAACUCAUCGCGUUUUGGGAAAUUCAUCAGGAUUCAUUUUGGAGCUACAGGAAAACUGGCAUCAGCGGAUAUUGAGACCUAUUUGCUUGAAAAAUCCAGAGUAACUUUCCAGCUUGCAAACGAAAGGAGCUACCAUAUAUUUUACCAGAUCCAAUCUAAUAAGAAGCCAGAUAUUGUGGACAUGCUAUUGGUCACAACCAACCCUUAUGAUUACCACUACACCAGCCUAGGAGAAAUCUCUGUCAAAAGCAUUGAUGAUGCAGAGGAACUAAUGGCCACAGAUGAGGCAAUAGACAUCCUUGGUUUUAAUCCAGAGGAGAAGAUGGGUAUCUACAAACUGACAGGAGCUGUGAUGCACUACGGCAAUAUGAAGUUUAAACAGAAGGCGCGGGAGGAGCAGGCAGAGGCAGAUGGCACAGAAGAUGCAGAUAAAGUGUCUUAUCUUAUGGGACUCAACUCAUCAGAAUUGGUUAAAUCACUUUGCAAUCCCAGGGUCAAAGUUGGAAAUGAAUAUGUCACAAAAAGUCAGAAUGUUCAGCAGGUGUACAAUUCCAUUGGUGCCCUGGCAAGGUCGGUUUACGAGAAACUGUUUUUAUGGAUGGUAACGCGAAUCAAUCAACAGCUGGACACAAAGCAAUCAAGACAAUAUUUUAUUGGUGUCUUGGAUAUUGCAGGUUUUGAAAUCUUUGAUAUGAACACAUUUGAACAGCUUUGUAUCAACUUCACUAACGAGAAACUGCAACAGUUUUUCAACCAUCACAUGUUUGUCCUGGAGCAGGAGGAAUACACUAAAGAAGGUAUUGAAUGGGAAUUCAUAGACUUUGGGAUGGAUUUGGCCGCUUGUAUUCAGCUCAUCGAAAAGCCAAUGGGAAUCUUUUCUAUUCUUGAAGAAGAAUGCAUGUUUCCAAAGGCAUCUGAUACCACGUUUAAGAACAAGCUUUAUGACCAGCAUCUUGGCAAGUCACCUAAUUUCCAGAAGCCCAAACCGGGCAAAGGAAAAGCAGAGGCCCACUUCUCUCUGGUGCAUUAUGCCGGCACUGUAGAUUACAAUAUUACUGGGUGGCUGGAGAAAAAUAAAGACCCACUGAAUGAGACAGUGGUUACUCUGUACCAGAAGUCAUCAGUAAAACUUCUAGCCUCUCUCUUUUCCACGUUUUCAACUGAAACAGCCAGCAGUGGGGGCAAAGCUGGGAGUAAGAAGAAAGGUUCCUCCUUCCAGACUGUGUCAGCGAUGUUCAGGGAAAAUCUGAACAAACUAAUGGCUAAUUUAAGAACAACUCAUCCUCACUUUGUACGUUGUUUGAUACCAAAUGAGACCAAAACCCCAGGUAUGAUGGAUAAUGAGCUAGUUAUUCAUCAGUUGAGAUGCAACGGUGUGCUGGAAGGAAUUAGAAUUUGCAGAAAAGGAUAUCCAAGCAGAAUUCAUUAUGGAGACUUCAAACAGAGAUAUAAAGUACUAAAUGCGAGUGCAAUACCAGACGGGCAAUUCAUUGACAGCAAAAAGGCCUGUGAAAAACUCCUUAGCUCCAUAGACAUUGACCAUACCCAAUAUAAGUUUGGACAUACUAAGGUAUUUUUUAAAGCUGGACUCUUGGGAGUUCUUGAAGAAAUGAGAGAUGAACGCCUUGCUCAGCUGAUAACUCGCACCCAGGCAAUUUGCAGAGGAUUUCUUAUGAGAGAAGAAUUUAAGAAAAUGUUGGAGAGAAGAGAUGCCAUUACUACAAUUCAGUAUAAUGUUCGGUCGUUCAUGAAUGUGAAGCAUUGGCCAUGGAUGAAAUUGUACUUCAAGAUCAAACCUCUACUGAAGAGUGCUGAGACUGAAAAAGAGUUGCACAAUCUGAAAGAAGAGGUUGAAAAGCUUAAAGAUGAACUUGCUAAAUCAGAAGCAAAGAGAAAAGAGACUGAAGAGAAAAUGGUGUCGCUUAUGCAAGAGAAGAAUGACCUGCUACUCCAAGUAGAUUCGGAAAACCAGAGUCUGGCUGAUGCAGAAGAAAGAUGUGAUGAACUCAUUAAAAAUAAGAUUCAGCUGGAAGGUAAAAUAAAAGAACUUCAAGAGAGAUUAGAGGAUGAAGAAGAAAUGAGUUCAGAUCUUUCAACACGGAAGAGAAAAUUAGAAGAUGAGACGAUGGAACUCAAAAAGGAUAUUGAUAAUUUGGAACUUACACUGAGUAAGGUUGAAAAAGAAAAACAUGCAACUGAAAACAAGGUUAAGAACCUGACAGAAGAAAUGGCUGCACUUGAUGAAAGCAUUGUCAAGCUGAGCCGGGAGAAGAAGGCUCUUCAGGAAGUCCAUCAGCAGACACUUGAUGAUCUCCAGGCAGAGGAAGACAAAGUCAGCAGUGUUACUAAACUGAAGAUUAAGCUGGAGCAGCAAGUUGAUGAUCUGGAAGGAAGUCUUGAGCAGGAGAAGAAACUGCGCAUAGACCUUGAAAGGACCAAACGGAAGCUUGAAGGAGACCUGAAACUUAGCCAGGAAGCAAUUAUGGACCUUGAGAACAGCCAAGUGAACAUGGAUGAUAAGCUUAAAAAGAAGGACUUUGAAGUGGAUGAGUUGCAAAGAAAAGUUGAAGAUGAGCAGAUAAUUAAUGCUCAGCUGCAGAAAAAGAUUAAAGAACUCCAGGCUAAUAAUGAAGAGCUGCAAGAGGAGAUAGAGUCGGAAAGAGCCACUCGAGCUAAAAUUGAGAAACAGCGGGCGGAUCUUUCCAGAGAAUUAGAAGAUAUCAGUGAAAAAAUGGAAGAGGCUGGAGGAGCAAGUGCAGUCCAAAUAGAAAUGAAUAAAAAGAGAGAGGCAGAAUUUUUUAAAAUGCGCAGAGAUCUAGAGGAGUCAACAUUGCAACACGAAGUGUUGCUUGCCGGCCUACGGAAAAAGCAAGCCGAUAGCAUGGCAGAACUGGGGGAGCAGGUGGAAAACCUUCAGCGUAUCAAACAGAAACUUGAGAAAGAGAAGGCUGAGGGCAAAAUGGAAAUAGAUGAUCUGGCCAGUAAUAUGGAAUCUGUUUCUAAGUCCAAGGCUAAUCUAGAAAAGAUGUGUCGUUCGUUAGAAGAUCAGCUUGCGGAAAAGAAGAGUCAACAUGAUGAAAAUCUUCGUGUGAUGAAUGAUUUUUUAACUCAAAAGGCUCGUCUCCAGAAUGAAAACGGUCAACUAUCUCAUAUUUUAGAAGAGAAAGAAGCUUUCAUUUCUCAAUUAAGUAGAGGCAAAGUGGCUUUUACCCAGCAAACUGAGGAUUUUAAGAGACAACUGGAGGAUGAAACAAAGGCCAAAAAUGCUCUUGCCCAUGCAUUACAAUCAUCACGUCAUGACUGUGACCUACUCCGUGAGCAAUAUGAUGAGGAGCAGGAGACAAAAGCCGAUCUUCAGCGUAUGCUCUCUAAGGCCAACAAUGAAGUAUCUCAGUGGAGAACCAAGUAUGAAACUGAUGCUAUUCAACGUACUGAAGAACUAGAGGAAGCUAAAAAGAAACUCGCUCAACGUCUUCAAGAGGCAGAGGAGCAUGUUGAAGCUCUAAAUGCCAAAUGUUCAUCUCUUGAAAAGACUAAACAGAGACUACAGAUGGAAGUAGACGAUUUGAUGAUGGAGGUAGAAAGAUCUAAUGCGGCAGCAGCAGCUCUAGACAAGAAACAAAGAAACUUUGAUAAGAUCCUAGCUGAGUGGAAGCAGAAGUCAGAGGAAACCCAGGCUGAACUGGAAAUGUCUCAAAAAGAGUCAAGAAGUUUAAGCACAGAGUUCUUCAAGCUGAAAAAUGCCUAUGAAAUGGCUCUUGAUCAGCUCGAAACUGUUAAAAGAGAGAACAAGAAUCUUCAACAGGAAAUCUCAGACCUCACAGAUCAGAUUGGUGAGGCUGGAAAGAACAUCAAUGAAUUAGAAAAAGCUAAGAAGCAGGUUGAUCAGGAAAAAAUAGAUCUUUUGUCAGCUUUGGAAGAAGCAGAGGGAAGUCUGGAACAUGAAGGAGCAAAAGUUCUACGGAUCCAGUUGGAAUUAAGCCAGGUAAUAUCAGAGGUUGACAGAAAAAUAGCUGAAAAAGAUGAAGAAAUUGAUCAGCUUAAGCGAAACAGUCAGAGGAUGAUUGACUCACUUAACGGCACUCUGGAGUCUGAAAUUCGAAGCAAAAAUGAUGCUCUGCGAGCUAAGAAGAAAAUGGAAGGAGAUAUUAAUGAGAUGGAGAUACAGCUGAGUCAUGCAAAUCGCCAAUUAGCAGAAAGUCAGAAGCAGGUCAAAAAUAUUCAAGCACAGCUGAAGGAUGUGCAACUGCAGAUAGAUGAACUGGCUCAUGCAAAUGACGAUCUGAAGGAACAGGUAGGUCUUGCAGAACGUAGGAACCUCCUACAGCAGACAGAGAUAGAGGAGCUACGAGCAAGCCUAGAACAGACAGAUCGGGCACGCAAAGUGGCAGAGCAGGAACUCCUUGAUGCUAGUGAGCGUGUGCAACUGUUGCAUACUCAGAACACAGGUCUGAUCAAUGCAAAAAAGAAGCUGGAAAGUGAUGUAACCCAGCUUCAGUCUGAAGCUGAAGACGCUGUUCAGGAGCUGAGGAACGCAGAAGAAAAAGCAAAGAAAGCUAUUACUGAUGCUGCCAUGAUGGCUGAAGAACUGAAGAAGGAGCAGGACACCAGCGCUCACCUUGAGAGAAUGAAGAAGAAUAUUGAGCAGACUGUGAAGGAUCUGCAGCAUCGUUUGGAUGAAGCUGAGCAGUUGGCACUGAAAGGUGGGAAGAAGCAGCUCCAAAAGUUGGAGGCCAAAGUACGUGAGCUGGAAAAUGAGCUGGAAGCUGAACAAAAGCUGAGCAACGAGGCUACAAAGGGAUAUCGAAAGGUAGAAAGGAAACUUAAGGAAGUGACUUACCAGUCAGAAGAAGAUAAAAAGAAUGUUGUGAGAUUGCAAGAUCUGGUGGAUAAGUUGCAGGCUAAACUUAAAUCCUAUAAGAGACAAGCUGCAGAGUCGGAUGAACAGACCAAUGUUCACCUCUUAAAGCUGAGAAAACUUCAACAUGAGCUGGACGAGGCUGAAGAACGAGUGGAUAUUGCAGAAUCCCAGCUCAGUAAGAUCAGGGCAAAGAGCCGAGAUUUCAGUGUGAAGGUGAAGGAAAGUGAAGCCUAAUUUGCACAGAAAUGUCUUAAAGUGAUGAAAGAUGCCCUUUUUGUGUAUUGUGCAUUGUACACAAUAAAAAAUAUUUCUUAAAGUUA
Messenger RNA from Bombina bombina (fire-bellied toad), 5909 nucleotides. Its product is annotated as myosin-4-like. The coding region runs from base 1 to 5823 and encodes 1940 amino acids. The record is from RefSeq and is a predicted model, not a curated record. Gene Ontology annotation, cellular component: myosin complex. The transcript has 39 exons. NCBI's taxonomy places the organism in Eukaryota, Metazoa, Chordata, Amphibia, Anura, Bombinatoridae. Gene Ontology annotation, molecular function: cytoskeletal motor activity; actin filament binding; ATP binding.